AUGGCGGAGUUAGAGCGACUGCGGGCGGCGAAUGCGGAGCUGCGGGCGGAGAAUGCAGAGUUGCGGCGGCGGCUGACGGCGGAGCGGGCGGGUCUCACGCCGGGCGCGUGGGCGGCGGCGAGCGGCGCGGCGGUCGAAUUGCAGUUGGCGGGCCGAAUCCGCGAGCGCGACGGGGCGGCCACAAUUCUCGCGCUCCACGACGAACUCCGCCGACUAAGUCAACAGUGCGGGCGCUACGCAGACGCCCUCGAGGAGGCCCGCGGGAACUUUGUGGAGAUGAAGCGGCUCUACAGCGAACUCAACCAACUAGUCGCCUGCUGCAGCACACCAACCCCAUAG
Molecule: messenger RNA, 339 nt
Organism: Trypanosoma theileri
Lineage: Eukaryota; Euglenozoa; Kinetoplastea; Trypanosomatida; Trypanosomatidae
Exons: 1
Coding region: 1-339 (112 amino acids)
Source: RefSeq, a predicted model, not a curated record